AUGCAAAUAAAUCCGUUCCUACCUAUCAAUCAAUCUCACUCCUCAGUUAUAUUCGUCAAAACAAUAUCACACGGUUCAUAUUAUCCAAUCGAUAUUAUUCGCUUCAUAUCUAUUAAUCUAUUUCAUUCCGUUCAUAUACUUCACAUUAUAUCUUCUUUUUCUUCUUCUUUUGACAUAUCCCUUCAAGACUCAUAUCUGUGGAUUCUUUUCAUUCUACUUGAAUCAUUCAAUCCAUCUCCCUCGAUUCAUAUCUGUGGAUUCUUUUCAUUCUACUUGAAUCAUUCAAUCCAUCUCCCUCGAUUCAUAUCUGUGGAUUCUUUUCAUUCUACUCGAAUCAUUCAAUCCAUCUCCCUCGAUUCAUAUCUGUGGAUUCUUUUCAUUCUACUCGAAUCAUUCAAUCCAUCUCCCUCGAUUCAUAUCUGUGGAUUCUUUUCAUUCUACUCGAAUCAUUCAAUCCAUCUCCUCGAUUCAUAUCUGUGGAUUCUUUUCAUUCUACUUGAAUCAUUCAAUCCAUCUCCUCGAUUCAUAUCUGUGGAUUCUUUUCAUUCUACUCGAAUCAUUCAAUCCAUCUCCUUCGAUUCAUAUCUGUGGAUUCUUUUCAUUCUACUUGAAUCAUUCAAUCCAUCUCCUCGAUUCAUAUCUGUGGAUUCUUUUCAUCAUCUAAUCCAUCUCCCUGAUUCAUUCAAUCCAUCUCCUUGA
Acanthosepion pharaonis is the source of this 699-nucleotide messenger RNA. Lineage: Eukaryota; Metazoa; Mollusca; Cephalopoda; Sepiida; Sepiidae. The record is from the annotation of a GenBank genome assembly.